Liolophura sinensis is the source of this 5748-nucleotide messenger RNA. RefSeq lists its product as uncharacterized. The transcript is spliced from 12 exons. Gene Ontology annotation, cellular component: cytoplasm; nucleus. Gene Ontology annotation, molecular function: zinc ion binding; transcription corepressor activity. NCBI's taxonomy places the organism in Eukaryota, Metazoa, Mollusca, Polyplacophora, Chitonida, Chitonidae. Gene Ontology annotation, biological process: negative regulation of gene expression. Bases 1156 to 5748 code for a protein of 1530 amino acids. The record is from RefSeq and is a predicted model, not a curated record.
AUGUCGUACAUGUACGAUAAUCGCACAUAUAUAGGACACUGGUGAGUUAAUAGUGACAUAAAAAAAACAUCAUAAGACAAAUAUACUAUAAAAAAUGACGUACGUUGCUUUGUGCAACUACGUUGCACAGAAGCGCCAAUCUACCUCAAUGAAACCACGCCCAAUGUCCACAAAUCCACUGCGACAAAAUUGUUUCUGCAAUGCGCAUUACAAUAUUUGUUGCUAUGCUUCACGGGAAUGCCCUCUUUAUUCCAUCAGCAUAGUGCUGGCUUCUUUCCGAGCUUGUGCGCCCCUAUGACAGCGUGAUCGACAACUACGUCAAACCGUUUAUACAGGUUCAUAUCGUUAUGAAAUAGCUUCAUAUUCAACUGAAAUUCCAUUGCACUUUCUGGUUUCUGUAGUAAUCGAGUAAAGAAAGACCUCCACGACGUCAUCGCAAUAAAAGUCAAACCGUCUACUUACUCAUACAUGUAUGUCCAAGUUAAAUGAAUUGGUUUAACUUUCCUUUUUUAACAGGGCGAUGUCAUUUAAGAACUUAAAGCUAGGAAACUAUUGAAGGUAGCCUAAAAUGGUGAAGUUUUGAGAGUAAAAAAUCGCUCUUCGCCAGGUACCUUACUCACCUGUUGACUUGGAGCCGCAGCCGAAACAUUUCAGACCCGCAAAAACAACUGAACUUAUAGUUCAGCUCCACAUAUUCUCAUUUGCCGACGCGCACGACCGCUGACUACAUGCACCCGACUUCAUUUAUUUCCGGAGUAAAUACAUAUCCUAGACUGUUUGACGGGCAUGUAUGACUGGAGCCUACCUGUAUGAGGAUAAAGAAUAUAUUCAUUUAUUCACUUUGGUGAAGUUAACUGAAAGGUGAAAUUGACGAGAUUAAUACUAUUUUACGAUGCAUGUGUGAUUAGAGCAUAUCUAUUUGACGACAUUAUUUUUUUUUGCAAUCUCUAUAGCAUUGUAGGUCUAUGAAGUUUAACUGACAGAAUUCAAGUUGCUGGUUUUGUUCGCACCGACGUGUAAAAUUUGCACCCUGAUUGUUUAUUGAAUUCAUUGUUGAUGGUAUGACCUCAUUAUAACAUAUUCUCAUAUUUAGCAAAUGAUGCAUGUUUCUAUAAUUUGCUGUCCAUGAAAAAAUGAUUUCAGAUAAAAUCUAAAAUGGCUGAAAGCAAGCUGAAUCUGGAAGAGGAUCUCUUAUGUUCAAUUUGCAUGGAAAUGUUCCGGAAACCUGUAGUGCUACCAUGUGAACACAGUUUCUGCAGGGAAUGCAUUGGUUUGUUUGCCGAAAAAUCCAAAUCUGAAGAAACAGAUGAUGUUUCCAAGAGCGAGGGAAAGGAAAACGUUUGUCAAGUGAUAUCUUGCCCUAUGUGUCGGGCACUAACCACUUUGGGGAGGGACGGCGUAGACGGGUUGCCUGCGAACUUCCAGCUGGAAGAAAUUGUGAAUUGUAAAUUCACAUCUGGCGUAAGAGUUGAGGAUAAAAUCCCGUUUUGUGCUGUCUGUGAAAAUGCCGAAAAGGUGACAGUCGUCAGGUUUUGCACCACGUGUUGUGUGCUAUACUGUGAAGAUUGUUUGGCAGCUUUUCAUCCUGUGAAAGGGGCGCUUAAACGUCACCGCGUGAUUUCUUCGCAAGAGUACCUGUCAGAGAAAACAUCAGAGUUUGAGGUAAAGACAGAUAAAGAUUCUAACUCUCAAGCGUCAUGUGCCCUACACGGUCUGCCAUUCUGUUUGUACUGUGUGCCGUGUGAGGUUGUUAUUUGUCUGGAUUGUAUGGAGGAGCAUGCGGAACAUGGUACAAGAAAUAUCCGGUCUGCAGCGGAGAAAAAUAAGCCAACUUCUGUGGAAAAGGCAAGUGAACUGGAGAAAGGUUUGAAGCAAACUAAUGAAUCGCUAUCGGGAUUUCUAAGUCUGCAAAAUAAGAUACAGGAUAACAAAGAUCUUCACACUCAAGAUGUGCAAAGGGCAUAUUCUGUAGCUUUAAAGGAUUUAAACACCUGGAGGCUAAACGCCUUGGAAAGUAUACAAACACUCUAUUCAAAGUGGAGUGUUGAAUGUAGUGCUGGUGUAAAACAUGUCCAAAUGCAGGCAGAAGAAAUGGAAAGAAUGCAAAACGUAUCCAAGGUUUUAUUAUCCUCUGUAGACGUGGAGUUUUUACAGGGUUCAGUGCAGUUAAAUAAAAGAAUAGAGGACCAGUUAACAGAGAACAGGGCAUCAUUGGAAAAACAUGAGGGAAUUAGGCAUAAGCUGUUAGAAUCUGUAGAACGUAACGCCGUUGUUCCCAGAAAAGUGACCGUGACAUCUGACGACCAUCCUAGAGUAGAAGCGACAGUCAGUAGACAAAUGGUACCUCAACCUGUCACAAGAGGACAGUGCGGUUUGAGUGGAGAGAAGUUCAAGGACGAUGCGGUACUGCAAGCUCAAGUUGAUUCUGACGCGUUUCAUGUUGGCCAGGAACUGGAGACUGUCAGCAACAGUAGAAUAAGACAGGAGCUGAGGACAUCAGAAACCAGAAGAAACAGUAGACUAACGCUGCUGAGGGCACCGGAAGCCAGUCGACUAAGUCAUGGGCUGAGGACUGCGGGCAACACUGGACUGCGACAGGAGCUGGGGUGUGCUGUAACCAGUGGAACUGGACAUCAAAUGGGGACUGCCGGAACCAGCGGACUAACGCAGGAGCUAGAGACUGACACAAGUGGACUGCGACAGGAGAUGAGAAAUGUCGCGACCUGUGGACUAAAGUAUGAGCUGUGGACCAGCCGAACAAGUGAAGUAAGCCAUAGUCAUCCCUCGAAAACAGAACAGCCAUCUUCUGAAGGAAUGUACCAACAAGAAAACAAGGCUUACCUUGACAAUGAUAAGUACAAAGUCCAUGAUGAUCCAUACAAACAUGUAGAAAGGCUUGGAAUUCACGGGAAUGGGGGUGAACACUUAGCGCAAGAAAAGGGACAGGAAGAACCCAUGGAAAUCGACGAAGUUUUGAAAACGAGGGAAAGUCAUCAUGAUGCGGAUGUUAAAAAUCCAUGGAAUUCCCAAAGAGAAGGAAUGUCUGGAACAUCAUCUGACUCAGAACGGGGCACCGUUCACAAAGACAUGAACUCAAGUGCGAAGGAAGAAAAACAAACACGUUCGUACGCUAAUGCCGCAGCCAGUGGUGUAAUGUCUACCCGUCACACAACCUCACAGCCACGGAGAGAUAGAAGGAAAAAUAGGAUUUUCAAUAACCUGGAAACUUCAAAUAAUAACAAGAAGGUUGUGGUUACUAAGGAAGGCUUGACUCUGAUGCUUUAUUCAGGUGACAUCACCAGGUUAUCCGAUGUGGACUGUAUUCUCAAUUCCACUGACCCUGAACUCCAGCAUAGCGGCGGCGCUGCCGCAGCUAUUAAGAAAGCUGCAGGACCUGGAUUUCUUAAGUUAUGUGAAGGUCAAAACCUUGGAGUAGCCCAGUGCAUAUCUACUGGAGCUGGAAAUCUGCCUUACAAGAGAGUUCUCCAUGUAUUCCUCGAGCGAUGGGAAUCUUGGAAUGAAAAACGCUUCAUUAUUCAACUGAAGAGUACCAUCUGGGAAGUUCUGAAUCAAGCGAAUAAAGAUAAGAUGAGAUCCCUUGCAUUAUCGGGCAUUGGAACAGGUGCACUAAAGUUUCCUAUAGAUAAGUGGGUGAAAUGUGUAGUGGAUGUCAUCAAAGAGUACGCAAAGAGAUUUAUGAAGGACAAAGCCUUGAAGGAGAUACAUUUUGUGGACAAAAAUCCAGAAUUCCUGCGACGCCUUGAGGAAGGACUGCUGAAAGUUUUUCCUCAAACAUGGAGCCAACCUACUUCACAGGAGACCACAAGUAGUAAACAGUCGUCGGCGUCAAGUGAAUCACACCAACUAACGACAUUUCAGAUUUCUGGUCCCUGCCAAAUAGUCGUUCAGAAAACCGAUAUUACUACAUUCCAGGGAGAUGCUAUUGUAAUCACGGUGGACAAGAACAUUUCCAGGCCACUUUCUGAUGCUGUAUCUCGUGCUGCUGGACAGGAGUACACGGCAGAGAAAGACAAGAAGCUUAGAGAUAAAGCUGGAGACGUAUUUGUGACCGACGCGGGACAGUUACCUUGUAAAUAUGUGGUCCAUGCAUUGCUUAGCGGAUCAUCCACGAGAAAGGACGACAUUGGUGCACUUGUCACCUGCGUACUGUCUGAAGCCGAGGCAGUGAAGAUUCAGACGAUUGCUUUCCCGGCCAUUUCAACAGGAUUUGUGGGAAUGUCUGUAAACGCUGGAUGCCAGCUGUUGGUGGAUAAUAUCUCUUCCUACAUGAAGAACAACCCGAGCACCUUUCUGAAAAAGAUUUACUUGGUAGAUAUAGAUGAAAAGAAAGUGGAUCAGUUUCGCGUUUUGCUUACGCAGCAGAUAUCAACCCUUAAGAAAGAACAACACGAAUUAACCCCCAACUACGGGUAUUUGCAAAAAUCGCCCGACUUGCCCAAGUUAGAGAGCAAAAAUAAGGAUGACUCUUCUACGCUCAGCACACACAGGCCUGUGGAGAAUCGACUGCCUGCAAGGUUUGCCAUUUCAGAUUCCUGUACAGUUGAAGUUGAAAAAGCUGACUUUCGUACAUUUGAAGGAGAUGCACUCGUAGUUACGGUGCGCGAAGAUUUCACAACAGCUAGUGGUCAGGACUUGGCUUUCACGAUGACAGCAGGCGAAAAGUAUUAUGAAGAGCUGAAGCAGAAAGAAUCAGCCAAACCAGGAAAUCUUGUGGUCACAGGAGCUGGCAACAUGGGAUAUGGCCAUGUGAUACACGGUGUCUGGGACACAAAACACUCGUCAGGUGUUGAAGAGCUGAGGACACUUGUGUCACGUAUCUUAAAUAAGGCUGAUGAAUUAGAUAUGAAAACACUUGUUGUUCCACCUCUCUGGGCUGGUCUACUUAACAUUACAACCCAUGACGGAUGCUCCGCUGUGGUAGAGGGAAUUUUUCGUUUUGUGACAAUGUUACCUGAUAUAUCAGUGAAGAUUUACUUGCUGGACACAGACAUGAAUACGCUGGACUGUUACUGUAAGGAGCUGAGAAAACGAGUACCUAAUUUAGAGUCUGUCGAUCCCAUUCAAGCAUCUGGCGGAGGUGAUGUAUCCAUGUCCGGGAUGUCCAGAGCUGACGACCAUCUGCCAGCUGCCUGGUCAGGUGCGCUUUGUGUUGUCUGUAAAGACGAGCGUGUAUCUGCCAAAGUGAGAAGGUGUGGCCAUGCAUUGUGUGGCAUAUGCGUGAUUCCUGGACUUGAUGUUCAGUUCUGCUGUAAGGAAUCUAGCAAUCCGAGUUCGCACACCAUUCCUGGCAUUGAGGCCGAGAAGGAUAAGGAAGAUUGUGUCAUUUGUUUGUGCCCCAAAACAGACCCCAAGAGCUUGCAAUGCGGCCACAAAUUUUGCAAAGAUUGCAUCGAAGAGUAUUUCAGGAAGUGUGCAAUGCUUUGUCCUGUGUGUAAAGCAGUUUGUGGGAAAGUAACCGGUAACCAACCUUACGGAACCAUGGAGGUGGAGGAGACGCAUAAAUCCUGCGCUGGAUAUCAAGGUUACAAGUCUCUAAUCAUUCACUAUAAUUUCCCAAACGGAAUUCAACAGGUUUUAGGGACAGCUUUGUUCAAGUUUUUCUUCGUGUGGAAGUGUACUCUAUGGCCCGUCAUACAAUGGAAGGUCACCCUCAUCCAGGCCGACGGUUUCAUGGAGCUCGCCGAACUGCGUACCUACCGAAGACAAACGAAGGCCGGCGAAUUCUAA